Saccostrea cuccullata (small rock oyster) is the source of this 2866-nucleotide messenger RNA. RefSeq names its product beta-galactosidase-like. Gene Ontology annotation, cellular component: vacuole. The transcript is spliced from 19 exons. The record is from RefSeq and is a predicted model, not a curated record. Gene Ontology annotation, molecular function: beta-galactosidase activity. Gene Ontology annotation, biological process: carbohydrate metabolic process. Lineage: Eukaryota; Metazoa; Mollusca; Bivalvia; Ostreida; Ostreidae. Bases 59 to 2116 code for a protein of 685 amino acids.
GAUUCCGAGUCAUAUUUUACACAUUCAUUGCUAGUCACAUGAUGAAAGGCGUCAUCACAUGACAAGCAAAAUGGCUGCUGUCGAGUGGAGGUGGAGACUGUCUUUUCUGUUGUUUUGCUCUCUUUACUGUUUGAUGUCAAUACCUCAGUCGUCUCAGGCACAGAACAGAACAUUUGAAAUUGACUACCUGGGGAACACUUUUGUUAAAGAUGGCAAGAGUUUUCGUUAUAUAUCGGGGAGUAUUCAUUACAUGAGGGUUCCUAAAGAAUACUGGAAAGAUAGGCUGAUGAAGAUGUAUGCAGCAGGGCUGGAUGCUGUUCAGUUUUACAUCCCAUGGAACUUCCAUGAACCAGAGAAAGGCCAGUAUGACUUUGAUGGACAGAAAGAUUUCGUACAAUUUAUAAAGACGGCACAGGAAGUGGGUUUACUGGUUCUUCUUCGAGCAGGUCCAUACAUCUGUGGAGAGUGGGACUUUGGAGGAUUCCCAGCAUGGCUUCUGAAGGAAGAUCCAAUGAUGGUGUUCAGAAAAAUGGAACCAACUUAUAUCAAAUAUGUGGACAUCUGGAUGGACAAAUUGCUGCCAAUGCUGACUCCUCUUCUGUAUGAAAAUGGGGGACCGGUGCUGAUGGUGCAGAUUGAGAAUGAGUAUGGUAGUUACUUUGCGUGUGACCAUGACUAUAUGGCCCACCUGUUUAUCAAGGCCAGGAAGAUUCUGGGGCCCAGGGCCAUAAUUUAUACCACAGAUGGGGACCUACAGUCCAACUUUGAAUGUGGCCCUACCCCCGGGGCCUACGCCACAACAGAUUUUGGGGUCACUCUUUUCUUCAAUCCUCAGAAGGCAUUUCAACCACAGAGGGACUAUGAACCAUUUGGGCCUUUAGUUAAUUCUGAGUUUUACCCUGGCUGGCUGGAUCACUGGGGGUACCCCCACUCUACGGUCAAUCUGGACAUCUUCUCUAAGGCUCUGGACAUGCUGCUUGAUUAUGGCGCCAAUGUCAACAUGUACAUGUUUGAAGGAGGAACAAACUUCGGCUUCUGGAAUGGUGCAGAUUAUGAUGCAAGUUCAAAUGCAAAGAAGUUAAUAAAUUCAGGAGCAAAUUACGCCCCCUUCCAAGCUGUACCUACGAGUUAUGAUUACGAUGCACCAAUGUCAGAGGCAGGGGACAUAACUGAUAAAUACAUUGCCAUUAGGCAGGUUAUUUCCAAGUAUAAGCAACUUCCAGAUAUGCCAAUUCCACAAAACACUACAAAAACAGCAUACGGAAAAGUGGAGAUGAGCUUUAUGGCCACUUAUCAGGAUGCUCUGGAGACCCUUUGUCCAAAAGGACCAAUCAAAUCACAGUAUCCACUUACAAUGGAGGCAAUAAGUCAGUAUCAAGGCUUUGUGUUAUACAGACACACUCUUCUGGGGGACACUCCUUCUGAACCCAAAACACUGGACCUUUCUGGGGUUCGGGACCGGGCCUAUCUCAUGAUAAAUCAGGUACCCCAAGGUGUGUUUGAUCGUAAUGGACAGCAGACAAUAAAUAUAACCCUGAAGGUGAAUCAAACCAUAGACAUCCUGGUGGAGAACAUGGGCCAUAUUGGAUUUGGAUCAGAGAUGAACAAUAAUUCCAAGGGUCUGAUCAAGAAUGUAACAUUUGGUGGUUCUCUGUUAACUGGAUGGCUUAUUUAUCCACUGACCAUUGAGAACUUCAAACCAGCAAGUCUGACUGGGAUUUAUAGGGACAAACCUUUUGUGAAUGGUAACCUGACUACACCCUCCUUCUACGUGGGUAAACUACACAUUCCAAAGACCCCCACAGACACCUAUCUAGACAUGAGUAACUGGGGCAAGGGUCAGCAUUUAAUUAUGUCCUCCUCCAUGUUCAAUGUUGGGCGAUACUGGCCCUACGUGGGGCCUCAAGUCCGACUCUACGUACCAAAGCCAUUCCUAGCCCCUCCCCCCACCAUUAACUAUGUCAUUAUGUUUGAACUGGAGCAUGCUCCGUGUGAUAGUCCAGAUAAAUGUACUGUAGAAUUCGUAGAUCAACCUUUAAUUAAUGCCACCCCUCAUAAACCAAACUUUCAACGAGAAGAGACCACGUUUUCCAGGAAGAAGAUAUCUGUGUUAUAGGGAUGUAAAUGAAAAAUGAUAGAAGGAGGUGCUUGAAAAAGAGGAAUUUUUGUUUUCUUUACUAACCAGUGGACAUUUUUGGAGUAUAAUAAUUUGAGUUAGCAGGAGCUGGUAUGGUGCAGUAUGAGAAGGGGACCAGGACUUAAUCCCCAUAACUGAAUCUAUUUAUUUUUUCUCAGCUUUUAGCAAUAUACAUGUAUAACAUAUACUGAUUGAUGCCCCCAACUAACCUCCUCCACCCCCAUGAAUGUACAUGUGCGAGUCCAAUUCUUAAUUUGAAAUCAUUUCAAGCAUGAUAGCUUGGCCUGAAUAGAGUGUAUCUGUGAUAUUGAAAUUCAUGUGAGAUAAAUCCAUGUUACGUUUUGUGUGCAGUGUCCCUGAUUUGACUGGUAUUAUGCAACACCUAGAAAUCUCUAUUACUGAGACAGGCUAUCCCAUUGCGUGCUACUUGUCCAUGUCAGUAUGUGUGAAAGAUAGAUGUUGAGAUUGUGCUAUGUAUGCAAAAUGUGGUUCAAUUGUCCAUAACCAGUUUAAAUGAGUUUUCAAAAGAUACAUGGGUGAUGUACUGUAACUGUACUUUGAAGCUUUUCUAAUGGAGAUUUUGGGUUUUUCUUUACAUUGCAUUGAUGGACUUAUAAAUGUACUACUUUUUAUUCAGUACAUUCCAUAUACUAGCACACUGUAUUAUGUAACAAAUACAUAUAUCUAAAUGUCUCAUUUCAAUAUUUUAAUAAACUUAAUACACAACUG